UGGUCACGGAUGAAUAGAAGGGUUUGUCGUGAUAGUCGAAGUCUUAUUCAGAACCCAGCAACUGAACUGUAUGUAGGUAUAGGUGUACUUUUUAUUACAGUUAUUAAGCAAAACUAAACUAAACUACAAAAACAAAGAAAACUUUCAUCUCUUCACUCUUCUCCGAUGUCCUAACUGUUCUAAUCCCGUCGCGGCUAUCUCCGUCGCAUUUCGUCAUUCUCUCCGCCGAAUACUCACGCCUUCCUCCAUGACAAUGGCCGUCGAAUCUUCCUCCUCCUGUCAGAAACAACAUCAAAUUCAGGAGUUUCUAGAGGGGAAUGGAAACGUGCCUGUUGGUUGUUCUUGCUUGAAGUUAAAUAAACCAAAUGUUCAUGAUCUGAACUCACAGCUUCCUCUAGAUAUGCCGCCGAUUCUUGUUGAAGAAACUUCAUUUCCAGACAGAUUGCAUGCUUCACAGGUCCCAGAUGUUUAUAGUAUUUCAGUGGUACCAGAGGAAGCUGAAAAGGAAAACAGUGCUUCGCCACCAGCCUUCUUGAGUGUUGUAGAGGUUCCUAGUCAAGCUAAAAGCGGAAGGUGUUUAGACAGUCAUACUAAUUGUCAAAACAACAUUGAUUUUCAAAUGAAGAGCAAAGAUAUUUAUACCCAGUGCAUAAUUGAUAUACCUAGUGUGAAUGGAAACUCAGUUUCCCCUGAAUCCUAUGAAGAGGGAGUUGAAAGUUUUAAAACUGGGAACUCGCCAACAAGUGUACUGUGCAGAGAAUCAAGUCUAAAAGUAGGGGCAAAACUUAUGCAGAGUCUACCGAGCUUCAACAAUGCAAGAGAUAAACCAGUCACUGAAAAGUUACAUGAUUUGCCGAGUAACAAAUGGAGAAGAUAUAAGCGCUCUACCUCAUUCGAUUCCAGAAAAGUUGCCCUCCUGUUUUCAAUAUUGUCAAGUUUGGGAACAUUAGUAUUGAUAUAUCUGACAUUGAGGGUCAGGCAGAAGGCUGAUGGGUUUGUUCUUAUUUAAAGGUUCAAUCUUUACUUCCUCGUGGUUAAGUGUACACUUCUAUGUUUCUACGGUUGUUUAAUUUUAGCAUGUUUGAAUUGUAAUAGAGCUCCUUGUUAUGUUGAAGAUGGGAUUUGGGAAAUGUUAUUUGGUACAAAAAAUGUAGAUUACGUUUAUCCUAAAGCUCCUCUGUUAUUUA
Lathyrus oleraceus (garden pea) is the source of this 1187-nucleotide messenger RNA. RefSeq lists its product as uncharacterized. Bases 248 to 1009 code for a protein of 253 amino acids. The transcript has 7 exons. The record is from RefSeq and is a predicted model, not a curated record. NCBI's taxonomy places the organism in Eukaryota, Viridiplantae, Streptophyta, Magnoliopsida, Fabales, Fabaceae.